Molecule: messenger RNA, 5440 nt
Organism: Osmerus eperlanus (European smelt)
Lineage: Eukaryota; Metazoa; Chordata; Actinopteri; Osmeriformes; Osmeridae
Product: cilia- and flagella-associated protein 44
Molecular function (GO): protein binding
Source: RefSeq, a predicted model, not a curated record
UCUGCGGCACCCGCAGAAACGGAGGACGUGCAACAGGGAGAGAAUGGCCUGGUUGAAGAAGAGGGGAAAGAGAGUUUCAGUGUGAAGAAGCUCCCAGAAGACAUGUUCUAUAACUAUGAAGAGCUUUACUCCAGACCAGUCAUCACGGCCGACUCUGAGAUUCCAGAGAACCUGCUUCAUCUGUCACACUCCUUUGGCUAUGACUGUGAGCGCAGGGCCAACCUGCAGCUGCUGGACGAGCGCACGCUGGCCUUCGUGGCGGGAAACCUACUUAUAUUCCUGGACGUGCGCACCAAGGAGCAGCGCUACCUGCGCUCCUGCAGUGGAGGAGGCAUUGGCACUAUUAUGGCCCACCCCAGUAAGAGGUAUCUCACUGUAGCAGAGAAGGGAUACCAGCCCAACAUCAUCAUCUACGAGUAUCCCUCACUACAACCCUACCGCAUACUCAGAGGCGGGACAGGGCAGGCCUACAGCUUUGUGGACUUUAACCGUGACGGGACCCUGCUGGCCAGCGUGGGAAGCGCUCCAGACUACAUGCUGACUCUCUGGGAGUGGAGUGAGGAGCAGGUGAUGCUGCGAUGCAAAGCCUUCUCCCAGGACGUCUACCGGGUCACAUUCUCACCUGACAACCCUGGACAGCUGACCACCUCUGGAUCUGGACACAUUAAGUUCUGGAAAAUGGCCAGUACUUUUACCGGUCUUAAAUUGCAGGGCUUCCUGGGAAGGUUUGGCAAGACUGCGCUGACAGAUAUCGAGGGCUACGUGGAGCUUCCUGAUGGGAAGGUGGUGUCAGGGUCGGCCUGGGGGAACAUGCUGCUGUGGGACGGGGGGCUGAUCAAGGUGGAGAUGUGCCGUAAAGGGGGCAGGACGUGCCAUGCAGGCACCAUCCAGCAGUUCUCUCUGGACGAGGGAGAACUCAUAACCAUCGGCACAGACGGGGCGGUCAGGGGCUGGGACUUUGAGAGCAUUGACACGGCAGACUGCAGUGACGACAGCGGGCUGUUUGAAAUUGAGCCCAUGAAUGAGAUGGUGAUUGGACGCAAUGUCUGCCUGUCCUCCAUGGUCAAGAGCUCCCUGCCGGAUUCUUUCAUCUGGUUCGCACAGGAUUCCAAUGGAGGCAUCUGGAAAUUGGAUCUCUCCUUUUCCAACAUUACCCAGGAGCCCGAGUGCCUGUUCUCCUUCCAUGCAGGAGUGAUCCAGGGCAUGGAUGUGUCCACCACCAGCCAUCUGAUGGCCACGACUACUUUAGAUCGCUCGGUCAGGAUUUUUGACUUCCUGGCAAAGAAAGAGCUGACAACCAGUCGAUACAAGCAGGGAGGAACAACUCUGACCUGGGCUCCAAGACUGGUGAAUCCUAGCGGGGGGUUGGUGGUGGUGGGCUUUGAAGAUGGGGUCGUCCGCCUUCUCGAGCUCUACAACCCUCAGGGACUGCACGUGGUGGCAGGGCGCAGUGACUAUGGCGAUGCAGAGCUCCGCCUCAAACAGGCCUUCAAGCCCCACAAUGCACCUGUGACUGCCAUUGCAUAUGAGCGAAAUGGAGAGAUUCUAGCCACGGGGAGUGUUGACUGCACAGUGUUCUUCUUCAGUGUGGGGGAUAAGUACCACCCUGUUGGCUUUGUCACUGUUCCGGGACCUGUCCAGGGGCUGGAGUGGUCGCCUCAGUCCCACGACGCAAACACACUGCUGAUCCUGUGUGUAAGCGGUCAUGUGGUCGAGGUCCAGGCCCCGGACCUGGAGGCCCAGAAGCCAGGCACCACCUAUCAGAUCUCCGGCCUCCCGACUCGCUGCUUCCACUUCCACAGCAUCAAGUCACGCAUCCAGAGAGAGCAGGAGAUUGCACGCAGGCAGGCUGUGAAGGAGAAGAAGAUGAAGGAGAGAGAGGCGCGUCUGAAGAGAGCGAAGGAGCAGGAACGAGAUCCCACAGAGGAGGAACUGCAGGAGGAAGAGGAGGAGGAGGAAGAGUUACCGCCCAUCUACAUCCCCGACCCUCCCAGCCCUCUUCACUGUGGCUUUUACUCUGAGCCUGGGGCCUUCUGGCUGUCCAUGGGUGGCUAUGACUCAGGGUACCUGUACCACUGCAGGUUCUCUGAACAGCAGGACGAGGAUCCAGCCGAGCGGCAGGAUGCUCCCUCCUCUUUCCUGCCCGUCCACAACACUGACCAAGACCCCAUACGCACCAUCACUCCCAGCUCCAGCAGGCGUCUGAUGCUGUGCGGCAUGCACUCAGGCAGGGUCCGGGCCUACCCUCUCCAGCCCUCCGACGCACACCUGACCUCCAUGCACGCCUUCUGGGCCCUCGGCGUCCACGACAACCAGUACGGACACGUACGCCAGCUGCGCUGUAGCUACGACGACCAGUUUGUGCUGACGACCGGGGAGGACGGCAACAUCUUCUCCUUCAGCCUGCUGCCCCAGGAGGAGCUUCUGACAGCCCUGCAGCGCAGCAGGGCCAGGGUGCCCUCCCCCCGGGUGGGCAUUGAGAUGGAGGGCGUGGCCCAGGACAUAGAGGACCCAGCAGCGUACAGCAUCGAAACGGCCAAGCAGAAGCUGGAGAUGGAGCGCAUGCGGCGGGAGGCGGAGCUUAGGAAGGUGGAGCGUCGUAAGAAGCUGACGGAGCUCCAGAACCAGUUCAGACUUGUGCUGCUGGAGAACCAGACCCUGCCUCCACACGUCCAGCUGCACCGCACGGAGCUGGAGUUGGACCGGCGCUUCAGAGAGGAGACAGAGAGGCUGACGGCUCAGAGGGUGAGGGAGGUGAGGAGGGAGCUGGCCUGGGAGGUGGAGCGGCACCGCCUCGGCCUGAACAAACUGCGGGAGAGGUUCUGGGACUCUCUAGAGUCAGAGACCAUUACCGUGGUAGCGUUCCAGAGUGACCACAGGAUCUCCACCUAUCGCCUGCUGGCGCUGUCGGAGCGCUUCCACCAGGUUAAGGAGCGCAGCCGGGCGGGGGGGGCGGGGGGGGCGGGGGGGGCGGCGGCACAGGAGCGCAAGAGGAAGGCUGAGGUGGGCAAAGACAGCUCCAAAGACACAGGGGAGCAGGAGGCCGGGGAGGCAGGCCUGCCCCCGCGGGGGGUCCACCCAGGGGGCUCCAAGCUGGCGGGGCGCCAGGCGGAGAAGCUGCGCAAGGCUGCGGAGAAGGCUGAGCGCGCCCGCGCCAAGAUCCAGACCAGGAGGAGAGAGUGGGCCCAGCUGUACGACGCCAAACCCAACGAGGACUGCGAGGACCCGGAGGACGUGCGUGCCGUCAGGUGGGCCACAGAGAACAUGGGCGACUUCAAGCUGAAGACGGCCAAAGACUUCACCGUCCCGGAGCACCUGAGGAUGAACGCAGAGAAGAAGAGGGCUCAGCUGGUCAUUCUGGAGGAGGAGAUCCACGAGAAGAAGGCCCAGAUGAACGCUCGCAUCAUGGCCCUGCGGGAUGCCAAGGUGCGGCUGGUAUCCAGGCUGCGCUCCCAGGGCCGGCGGAUCCGAGCCGUCCAGGAGCGCCUGGCGCCCGCUCUUCACCGCCGGCCGGCGCCUCUCCCCUCCCUGCUGCCGGAGGAGACGCCGGAGAGGAAGCUCCGCUACACCAGCAGCACACUGCAGCGCUACGGGGCCCUGCGGGCUCAGAGGGCAGGAGCCAUGGAGCAGCACCCAGAGGAGGGGGCACCCGGUCUGCUGGAACAGCUGGAGGCUGAGAGAGAUGGAGAGGAGGAGGAGGAGGAGGAGGAGGAGGAGGGGGGAGAGAAGGAGGGGACCCUGUGCCUCCCAGCCGGGUUGGGGCAGGGGGCGGGGCGGGGGGCGGGGCUGUCGGUGUUGGAGGAGGAGCGUGUCCAGGUGGAAGGGGUCAGACUGCAGGAUGAGCAGGACUCCCUGCUGGAGCAGAUGGAGGGCAGUGUGUGGCAGUUUGACGCUGAGCUGUGUCUGCUGCGUCAUGAGAAGCUGUGUGUGGACGUGCACAUGAAGCUGGCCGACCUGCGUCACGUCACCCUGUUCCAGGAGCUGCUGCUCCUCAAGGAGUUUGAGAAGAGGGAAAACUCCCUGCAGGAGAGACUGUACGCCCGCGUGGAGGAGGAGAGCGACAUCAGGUCCAAGCUGGAGGAGUGCAGGAAGCAGCUGGAGCAGAAGAGGAGGGACGUCUCCAGGCUGCAGGACAGAGAGAAGGCCGUCUCCACCACCUUCCACGCCUCGCUGGGCGAGAACAACAAGUUUGCCGACUUCCUCACCAAGGUCUUCAAGAAGAAGAUCAAGCGCGUGAAGAAGAAAGAGAAGACCGGAGAUGACGAGGAGGAGGAGGGCAGCGACCAGGAAUCGGAUGAGGAGUCAGACUGGGAUGGAGAGGAGGAUGACAGCGGCUCAGAGGACGGUGACGUCCUGGACGACAGCGUCUGUCCUCCCAACUGCGACCCGGAGCUGUUCCAGAACACGGUGGAUCUGCGUGAGCGCCGUGUGGACGUGGAGGAGCUGCUCCUGGAGGAGAGGAGGAGCGCAGACAGCCUGAGGAAGGAGUGGGACUCCCUGCUGAAGAAGGAGAAAGUGGUGCAGAGCAGCCUCACAGCAGCAGAGGGAGACCUGGAGCUGUUCAACAGGGAGAAACAGCAGAAGCUCAAUGAGCUGGAUGUGGUGGUUCCUUUCAGACUGCACCAGAUAGAGUUUGUGAGUAACGGGAUGCUCCCGGGCAGCCUGGCCCAGGCGCUGGUGCUGAACACGGCUGCUCUGAGGCGUCUGCAGGAGCGCAUCAGGGAGGUGCAGGUGGAGAAGGGAGAGCAGAGGGAGCUGUACAGGCUGGCCCGCCAGCAGCACGUCCAGCUCAUCCACGACCGCAAGGAGAUGGAGGCCCGGAUCAGGGUGCUGGAGGCGCGUUGUGAACAGCUGAUGAUGAUGAAGUUUGGUCAGCUGGUGGAUCUGGAGGCUCUGCAGACUCUGUCUGGCAGCAGGACCCUGGAGGAACUGAGGCAGGACAGCCGAGGCAGAGAGGCAGCCUACGCCCAGGAGCUCAAACUGUGGGAGGUGAAGGUAGCAGAGGCCCACAGGGAGGUGAUGGAGGUGACCAGGAGUCACACAGAGCGUCUGCUCAGCAUGAACAGUCUCCUCAUUCAGAAGAAAGAGCUGGAAGACAAACUCAACAGCAGGCAGAGCAAGAUGGGAGCCCAGUUCCAGCGGCGGGGGCCGGUGGAGGAGGAGGAGAGGCGGAGGCUGCAGCAGCUGCUGGAGAGGCAGGAGGAGGAGGCCAGGGGGCUCCGACAGGAGAUCUGCAUCUUGUCCCGCAAGGGGGGCCAUGUCCUGCCCCCCAACCUGGCCCCGCUGCCCUCCGUGCCCGCCACGGCACGCCUCUCCAGGAUCAACCCCCACCUCCGGCAGGGCGGAGGGCGGCCGUCCUCCAGCGGCCAGGGGGUGGAGUAACCAUGGAGACACAUGGAGACACAGAACACGCUUUUAUCCUCGCACACUUUUCAGUCUA